Molecule: messenger RNA, 1717 nt
Organism: Helianthus annuus (common sunflower)
Lineage: Eukaryota; Viridiplantae; Streptophyta; Magnoliopsida; Asterales; Asteraceae
Product: YDG domain-containing protein At5g47150
Exons: 2
Coding region: 128-1543 (471 amino acids)
Source: RefSeq, a predicted model, not a curated record
UGGCCGUUCAAAAAAAAAAAAAAAGUAGUCACCUCUCUCUCUCUCUAUCUCUCUCUCUCUCUCCCUGUAACCGUCGUCCAUCGUCCUCACUCGGAACAUCCACCACCGCCAUUUUCAAAUCUAUAAAAUGGAGUUACCUAGAAAACGAGCAUCGGAUGAUUUUAAUGAUCGCGAUCUUGAGGCAGGUAGAAGACAGAAACCAAAGGUGCUUGCAGUUCGUGAUUUUCCUCCUGGCUGUGGAAUUAAUGAAGCUGACAUAAAGCCUUUGAAGAAGUUACGAAAUGUUCAUUUACAUCUUGAGGCAGUCAGAAAACAGAAACCAAAGGUGCUUGCGGUUCGUGAUUUUCCUCCUGGCUGUGGAGUUAAAGAAGCUGACAUAAAGCCUUUGAAGAAGUUAAGAAAUGUUCAUUUACAUCUUGAGAAUAAUAGCUUGAAACCUAAUGAAUUUUUCGAAAAAUCGAAAGUCACCAACACCGUUGUUACUGAGAGGAAGCCGCUGAAGCUUCUGGACAAUGAAGACACAAAUACUGGGAAGACAAAUUUGCGCAUGAAGGACAAGGCAGUGAGCAUUGAGCAUGCAGAAUUCAGGAGAAACAAACCUUCAUUUGGCUUAAAGCCUGCUGGGAAGGUUAUGUUUUGGGACCCUACUUGUACAAAUGAGGGUCAUGACCAACAACCAAAAGUCACCACCACUACCGUAUCAAGGGGAAAACCUUUGAAAAGUUCUGAUAAUGGUGAUUCAAAUGUAACGAAGUUGACUUCAAAUGGCGAGGAUAAAAGGUUUCAACCCAAAGAACGGAGCAGAAACAAAUCGUCUUUUGGCUCAAAGGAAGGUGAUGCCCAAAAAUCAGACGUGAGUACAACUAGUGGAACGCGAAAGGAACACACAAAACGUGAGAAGAUUAAAGAAGCAAUGAGUGUUUUUGAUGAGGUCUAUGCAAAACUAUUACAAGAUAACAGACUGAAGUCAAAGGAAGAAAAGAUUGCGAAUUGGAGGGUUCCUGUGGAGGUUGCAAAAAUAGCCAAACAAAUGCUGAAGUGGAUGGAACCUGAAAAGAGUUUAGGUCACAUAUGUGGAGUACAAAUUGGCGAUAAGUUCAAAUUCAGGUCACAACUUAAGAUGAUCGGUCUUCACUGCCAACUUCAGUCUGGUAUUGAUUAUACCAAUAUAGAAGGAAAGAAUUUGGCUAUAAGCGUAGUUGACGCUCAUCGUUACUCGAAUGAAAGCGGAUCUAGUGAUAUGCUGAUAUAUAGUGGUCAUGGUGGGCUUGGAUUCUUGGGGUGUAAAUUGCCACCAGAAGAUCAAAAACUCGUACGAGGUAAUCUGGCUUUGAAGAAUAGUAUGGAUGAGAGAACCCCGGUUCGAGUGAUUAGGAAAGUUGAAGGGUUUCAGAAGAAUGAGCUGUUUGUGUACGAUGGCUUGUAUGUUGUGAAUCAUUAUACGCAAAACAGAAAUGAAGAAGGCAAGAUUGCGUUCCAAUUUCAUUUAAGUAGAGUACCAGGGCAGCCUCUACUUCACAAAAUGCUAAAUGCUAGCUGUUGAUAGACCUUUCAAAUGCUUGCAAUUGGAUUUGAUAUUGGAUCAGACAACCAUAUGCCGUUUAGUGUUUGUAAUUUUCUUAUUUCAAUGAACUUCAGCUUGUAUGCUUAUUUCUCUUGUUGUAGCUAGUUAUCCAGCACCCAUUUUAAAAAUAAACAAACCCAUAUUUCUUCUGUA